UCUUCUGAAACUCCAACGAACAGUUGGCGACAGGAUUUCAUCCCUUUUUGCGGCACGUCUAAGAAAGUCAGCAACUCCUUCUCGAAAGCGCACGGUUCAGAGUACGUGCAUGCGCUCUGCCCGCGAGAGGAAGCGCGCCGAUGAGAGCUCGUCCGUUUGCGCUUUGAGGGACGUUUGGCACUUUUGACAGCUUUGCGCACGGGGACGAGUUUGGCCAACGGCGACUUUGCGCGCCCCGUGCAAAACUGAGGAUUUUACAGUCCGAAAUUCUUUUCUUGUUUUUAUUGCAUCUGUUGGUGCCCCAUCAUUUUUUUUCGCAUGAAUCUACUAGAUCCAUACCUGAAAAUGACCGACGAGCAGGACAAGUGUCUCUCCGACGCCCCUAGUCCGUGCAUGUCUGAAGAUUCAGCCGGAUCGCCUUGUCCGUCUGGAUCUGGGUCCGACACCGAGAACACCAGACCGUCCGAGAACCGCGUCAUGGGACAAGACAGAGACUUUAAGAAAGACGACGAAGACAAAUUCCCUGUGUGCAUCAGAGACGCGGUGUCCCAAGUGCUGAAAGGCUACGACUGGACCUUGGUUCCGAUGCCGGUGAGGGUGAACGGCUCCAGCAAAAACAAGCCCCAUGUCAAGAGACCGAUGAACGCUUUCAUGGUGUGGGCACAAGCAGCGCGGAGAAAGUUGGCCGAUCAGUAUCCGCACCUUCACAACGCAGAACUCAGCAAAACUCUGGGGAAACUUUGGAGACUGCUGAAUGAAGGGGAGAAGCGUCCGUUUGUAGAGGAGGCCGAGCGUCUGAGGGUCCAGCACAAAAAAGAUCACCCUGACUACAAGUACCAGCCGAGGCGGAGGAAAUCCGUGAAGAACGGCCAGAGCGAGCCCGAGGACAGCGAGCAGACUCACAUCUCUCCCAACGCCAUCUUCAAAGCUCUGCAGCAGGCGGACUCUCCCGCCUCCAGCACGGGCGAAGUGCAUUCCCCCUCUGACCAUUCAGGAGGUUCACAGGGUCCUCCAACUCCGCCAACAACUCCGAAGACAGAUCUCCCGAGCAGUAAGCCUGAUCUGAAGCGUGAGUCCCGGCCCCUCCAGGAGGGCACGGGCCGACAGCUUAAUAUCGACUUCCGGGACGUGGACAUUGGCGAGCUGAGUAGCGACGUCAUCUCCACCAUUGAGGCCUUCGACGUGAAUGAGUUUGACCAGUACCUUCCCCCGCACGGCCACGCCGCCAGUGCCCAGGCAUACACGUCUGCCUACGGCCUGAGCGGCACGCCUGUGGGCCAGGCACCAGGGGCCGGAGGGCACGGCUGGAUGCCCAAGCAACAGCAGGCCUCGCUGACCCCGCUGGGUGGGGCAGGGGAACAGGGCCAGGGCCCACAGCGCCCUCCGCAGAUCAAGACGGAGCAGCUCAGCCCCAGCCACUACAGCGAGCAGAGCCAGGGCUCACCCCAGCACGUGACCUAUGGUUCCUUCAACCUGCAGCACUACAGUGCCUCCUCCUAUCCCCCCAAUGCUCGCUCGCAGUACGCUGACUACGCUGACCACCAGGGCGGCGCCACCUCCUACUACAACCAUGCCGCCAGCCAGGGCUCCGGGCUCUACUCCACCUUCAGCUACAUGAGUCCUGGCCAAAGGCCCAUGUACACCCCCAUUGCGGACCCCAGCGGGGUACCAGCCGUGCCCCAGACCCACAGCCCUCAACACUGGGAGCAGCAGCCAGUCUACACUCAGCUGUCCAGGCCGUAAGACAGAGAGCACCAGACUGAACUGGCCCAUCCAGAAAGAGGUCACCAAGGCUCUUGCUCCGUUCCCCGUACAAGCUGCAGAGAAAACAAACAUGAAAGGAGGACUUCUAUGAAAAAAAGAAAAAGAAAAUAUCAGAAUGGCUCACGACAGUGCCUUUUUGAAAUGCUCUGUGUUGCGAUUAUAUUUUUCUAGUUAUAAUGAAAAAGAAACUCGCUUGAAAGAGAUGAGUCCUCUGUGAGGACAUAUUUGUUAUAAAUAUUCUAGUAUGUACUGUGUAUGUAUUAUCUCUUUUGUUGUUUUCAGGUUUGCUCUCCGAGGGG
Electrophorus electricus (electric eel) is the source of this 2063-nucleotide messenger RNA. Its product is annotated as transcription factor Sox-9-B-like. Gene Ontology annotation, cellular component: nucleus. Gene Ontology annotation, molecular function: DNA-binding transcription factor activity, RNA polymerase II-specific; RNA polymerase II cis-regulatory region sequence-specific DNA binding. The record is from RefSeq and is a predicted model, not a curated record. NCBI's taxonomy places the organism in Eukaryota, Metazoa, Chordata, Actinopteri, Gymnotiformes, Gymnotidae. Gene Ontology annotation, biological process: positive regulation of chondrocyte differentiation; negative regulation of transcription by RNA polymerase II; oligodendrocyte differentiation.